This is a messenger RNA of Amphiprion ocellaris (clown anemonefish), 6518 nucleotides long. RefSeq names its product ecto-NOX disulfide-thiol exchanger 1 (gene enox1). Gene Ontology annotation, cellular component: plasma membrane; external side of plasma membrane. The record is from RefSeq and is a predicted model, not a curated record. Bases 587 to 2470 code for a protein of 627 amino acids. Gene Ontology annotation, molecular function: protein-disulfide reductase activity; RNA binding. Lineage: Eukaryota; Metazoa; Chordata; Actinopteri; Pomacentridae. The transcript has 18 exons. Gene Ontology annotation, biological process: ultradian rhythm.
GAAAUUCUGCAGAGAGCGGGUUCCUCCACAUCUGCUGAACAAUCACCGAGGUCAGAGGGUGUCACAACAGCAGGAACAUGUUGUAACUGUGGUAAAAACAUCAGCUGCACGACAAACAUCUGGCUGACAAGUUCAACAUAAACAGAUCUGGAUCCUCCGGUUCGGCGGACGGACCGGAUCGGACCGUCGUGCACGCCCCUCCCUCUCCCUCUCUCUCUCUCCGUGUCGGGGACGCGCCUCCGGUUCCGUCCUACCGGCAGCGGCGGCGGCUCCGUGUCUGCUGUCUGAUGCACCACGAGCCGGAGAGGAUCCUCCGCGGCUCCGGCACCGAUUAAACGGAUUAAUCCCGGCCAGGCUUCAUCCACCGGAACCGAACUUCACCGGGACGUUUGGACGUGAGCGACGGCUGAAGCAGUUCAACAAUUAACCCAGAAGCUGCAGGAAAGGGACUCCUCCAGGUGUGACCACAGCUGGUGGACUGUGACUGGAUGAGCCCAGCCGUCGGACAGAACCUCCAUCCCUCCAUCAGCCCGAGGAAGGAUCUGAUGACAGCACUGCAGAGAGAGCAGAGAAAAGAGCUCCUGCUAUGGCCAGCGCAGCUGAUGGUGUAGGAAGUCUGGGAGCUGAGCAGAACCACCUGAGCGUCCCGGUAGCCGACCAUGGAGCCUGGGCCACGGCCAUGAACAACCUGGGCAUCAUGCCGGUGGGCAUCAGCGGCCAGCAGCUGGUUUCAGACUCUCUGUGCAUCCAGAGGUUCGAUCCUGGUCUCGGCCUCAUCGCCCCCAUUAACCCCAUGAUGGCAGGAAUUAGUCUGGUUCCUCCUCCGGUUCCCUCUGAGCUGCCCGUCAUCAAGGAGAUCAUCCACUGCAAGAGCUGCACCCUGUUCCCCCAGAACCCCAAUCUGCCUCCUCCGUCCACUCGUGAGCGUCCUCCUGGCUGUAAGACGGUGUUUGUCGGAGGUUUGCCGGAGAACGCCACCGAGGAGAUCAUCAGGGAGGUGUUUGACCAGUGUGGGGAGAUCAUCGCCAUCCGCAAGAGCAAGAAGAACUUCUGCCACAUCCGCUUCAGUGAGGAGUUCAUGGUGGACAAGGCCCUCUACCUGUCAGGCUACCGGAUGAGAAUUGGCUCCAGCACCGAUAAGAAGGACUCGGGGAGGAUCCAUGUGGACUUCGCUCAGGCCAGGGAUGACCUGUACGAGUGGGAAUGUAAACAGCGACUACUGGCCCGGGAGGAACGACACCGACGGAAGAUCCACGAAGACCGACUGAGGCCGCCGUCGCCUCCUCCCAUCGUCCACUACUCCGAACACGAGGCGGCGCUGCUGGCCGACAGACUCAAAGACGACCACAACUUCAACGAGGCCACGGCGGUUCUGUUCACCUGGAUCGACCGCGGCGAAGUCAACCGACGGACGGCCAACCACUUCUACUCCAUGAUCCAGUCGGCCAACAGCCACGUCCGCCGGCUGAUGAGCGAGAAAGCUCAGCACGAGGAGGAGAUGGAGCGAGCCAAGGAGGUGUUCAAGAACGCCCUGAUGGCCAUUUUAACUCAGUUCGAGCAGAUCACCGCCGUUUUCACCGCCGCCACCAGGCAAAAGGCAUGGGACCAUUUCUCAAAAGCACAGCGCAAGAACAUAGACAUUUGGCGCAAGCAGUGUGAGGAGCUGAGGAACGCCCACAGCGAGGAGAUCAUGGGCAUCAGGAGAGAAGAGGAGAUGGAGAUGUCCGACGACGACUCGGACGAAAACCCCUGCAAGAAGAUGAGAACGGAGGAAAACGGAGUGUGCGAUCAGACCCAGGCCUCCCUGAAGGAGGAGAACGACUCGUUGCGCUGGCAGCUGGACGCCUACAGGAACGAGGUGGAGCUGCUGAGGAAGGAGACGAGAGGAUCGAGCCGACCGGACGACGACCACAACCCGACCCACGGCCACAAUCCAGAGGCUCAGAUCCAGCUGCUGCAGCAGAACAUGCACAACAUGCAGCAGCAACUCCUGAGUCUGCAGGAGAAGCUGACGAAUAAGGAAGCCGAGCUGGAGCAGGCAAGAGAUGAGCAUCGAUACCUGGAAGGGGAGGUCCUCACCCUCCGAGACAAGCUGCUGAACAGUAACGGUGAAGCUGUGGAGGGAACCAACGGGGAGCUGCAUGAAAAGGGCAUCAAUGGAUGUGUUCCUUCACUUUAUCACAGCAGAGACAGAAGAAGUGAACUCAUCAUGAGAGGAGGAGUCGCUUCAGAGAAAGAAGCUCUUCUUCUGGGUAUUAUAUCAACCUUCCUCCACGUCCAUCCAUUUGGAGCAAACCUCGAGUAUCUGUGGUCGUACAUACAGAGACUGGACUCAAAGGUGUCUGCAGGGGAGCUGGAGCGUCUCAUGGUCCGACUGCCCAACAUGUUUAGACAGGAGCUGAGUGGCGUCGGCGCCACUCUGGAGAAACGCUGGAAGUUCUGCGGUUUCGACAGCCUCAGCUCAGCGUGACGUAGGGACAGCGCACACACACGCCGGGAAGACACGUGAACACGUGAACACGCCUCUGAGCUUUAUUGGUAUAUGUGUGUGUGCGCGAUCCUCACACCUCCAGCAGCGAUGACGUUAACUCAAGCAGACACUGGAAACUUUGGAGGAUGUUCAGACCUCGGAAGGAAUCCCAAAACCUCGAGAUGUUUGGGUUCAAGUGAAAACCUUUCUGCAUAUGGUUAUCACGAUGACCUGCAACCUUACAGACAGAAAGGUGAAAACACUUCUGAAUCCGCUUCGAACUGGUCCUUGCUUGUCUUGUUGUCGGCAGCCUGGAGCCUGAAACACCCAGCAGCAACCCACUCAGCAGAAACAGAGAGUUAUACCAAAGUUGAACCUUUAGAGAUUUCAUGCCAAACCUCAUCUCAUUAGCCGACAAAUGGAGCCUUCAUUCUCCUACUACAGUCCAGAAACUGUUUGAAUAGGGGAGUUUCUGCUGGGCGUCCUUUGGCAUGAUGGGACCACAGAUAGAUCAUUUCCUUUAAUAAGAUUUGGGUCCAGUUUGGAAAAGAGUUUGUACACCAACUCUGCAUCUGUUACUUAAGGAUGUCCUGAUCUCGAUGCUGGGAUUAGGAUUGGGGCCAAUCAAGGCAAACUUAAGCCCGAUCCUUUGUUUACAUCUGUGUCAUGCUGGUGUUGCAAAUUUGAAUAGUUUUGUCAAAAAAAAUGCAGCAAUAUCAAUCAAUGAUUCAUUUAUCCUAUAAAUUGAUUACACCGAACAUUUAUUCUGUACUGAUUUUGCUGUUUUAAGUCACUGACAAAUGAUACCGACUGCAAAGGUUAAGAUUAUGGCUAAGAAUGCUAUACUUAAUGUAUGUACACUGGUCGGAGGUCAUUUAGCAUCACAGAAGACUUUGCCAUGGUGCCCAUUUACUAGCUAAUCCCACACAAUGUUCUACGCUUGCCAACACAUAGUUUUACAUUGCCAAAACAGUCUGUAGUACAUAAUUGUCCAAGUGCACAACUCUACCAUCAUGCUAUUGGGGAAAAACCAGUCUGACUUGUUUGUCUUUCUUUAAAACAAUCAUAGUCGUUGUAGGCGGGGCUAAGAGAAGAAUGCGGCUUUGGUGUUCCCUCAAAAAUAGUGAUGAGUUUUGGUUGAACGUCUCCAUGUAAUGAGCAGGGCUGCCUUUCUGCACCAUCAAACUCCGUGGCAAAACUUAAAAUUUUUAGCGUGGUAGGUUGCUGCAAGGAUGUUGCUGUUGUUGUUUCCAGCCAGGUAAAACGAGCAGCCAAUAGCGGCCUUAAAACCGCAUCCUACAUCCAGUGACUCAGACUAAUCCCAGCUUGUUUAGCAACUAUACACUGGGCGGGUGUUAUUAAACAUCAUAGAAAACUUUGUCAUGGUGCCCCUUUACCAGCUAAACCCCUUCAAUGUUCUCUGCUUGCCAACUUGCCAAUAACAUUAACUGGUAAGAGGCUCCAUCUGGUGGUACAACCAGGUACUACAGCAAAUCUACAAUACUUGAAGUGUGCAAUGUGUAGGAAAAUGGUACUGAUAGAUACUAAAUUUUAAAUUCCUUGGAUUGAAUCGGGGGUAAAACAAAACUUGAUAAGGACAUUCCUACAGUCAAGCAGAAAAGCAGAUCAUCUCAGUUUCUUUUUUAUCCUGGUUGAUCCUGAUAUGAUUUAACACAAGUGCGCUGACUGGAGCUCACAGAAGACUUUGUCAUGGUGCCCCUUUAUGAUCCAAAACCCCACAAUGAUCUCUGCUUGCCAACACAAAACUGCCUCUCUCUUUUUGUCAGUGCAACUUUAAAUAGUAAGAACAUUAAACAGUAAAAACCUGGUGGUGCUAUCAGGUACUACAGCUAAUCUACAAUACUUGAAGUGUGCAAUAUACAAGAAAAUGGUAUAGACAGAUACUAAAUUUUAAAUGACUUGGAUGGAAUUAUGACCAAAAUGAAAGUUGAUCAGGACAUUCCUACAAUCAAGCAGAAAAACUGAUCAUCUCAGUAUCUCUUUUUAUCCAGUUUGCUCCCAAUUUGAUCUAACACAAAUGCGCUAGCUGGAGCUCUCAGAAAACUUUGUCAUGGUGCUCCUUUUCAAGCUAAACCCCCCCACAAUAUUCUCUCCUUGCCAACACAAAAUUGCCUCCCUCUUUUUGUCACUACAAAUUCAAAUAGUAAGAAGCUCCACCUGGUGGUCCAAUCAGGCACUACAACUAUUUUACAAUACUUGAAAUGUGUAUUAUAAAGUAAAAUGGUAUUGACAGAUACUAAAUUUUAACUUGGAUGAGUUUGGGGCCAAAAUAAAACUGAUCAGGACACCUCAUCUCAGUAUCUUUUUUAUCCUAGUUGAUCCUGAUCAGAUUUAACACAAGUGUGCUAGCUGUAGCUCACUAUGUGUCACAGAAGACGUUGUCAUGGUGCCCCUUUGUGAGCUAAACCGCCAAAGAGUACUCUCCACUUGCCAACACAGAACUGCCUCCAUUGUUUGGUCACUACAACAUUAAAUAGUAAAAAGCUGCACCUGGAGGUGCAAUCAGGUACUACAACUAUUCUGCAAUGCUUGAAGUGUGUACUAUAAAGGAAAAUGAAAUCGAAUUGGAAUAUCACAUGCCUCAGAUCUACAAAAAAGCUUGAUCCCUACUGUCAUCCGACACAAACAAACACAGAAACUGUCAUUGAGUCUUUAUUGCACAGAUACUAGUGUACUGUGCAUGUAUGGAACAGAAUCAUCCAAGUGGACUAGGAAAUAGAAUAGUAGUUUAAAGAAUCAUAGAUCAGUCUUGGUCCCCUACCAAAGACCAUCAACUACGCUGCAUUCCUUGUGGGUUUAAUUUGAAAGUUUAGGAAUCUAAUUACAUAAAUUUACUGCAUACUGAUCAGCCAAACAAUGAAACUAUUGGCAGGUGAGGUGAAUAACAUUGAUCAUCUUAUUAUAGUCCAGUGUUCUUCUGGGAAACCUUUGGUCCUGGCAUUCAUGUGGAUCUUAGUUUGACACUUCACUGCUCCUGGACAAUGAUGGGUGACGGUUUUGGAGUUGGUGUGUAAAUUCAAUCCCCCAAACACGAGACCAUAUUAUAAUUUCUUAUUGCCAGAUGUCAUCGGGUUUAAAAAUACUUAAUAAUAAAGCAGGGAAACCACUCCAAGGUUUUUGAAUAAUCUGAGCAACUAAGUGUGAAAACACUCCAGGCCUGUUUGAGAUCAUGGAAACCGGAGGGAAAAUGAUGGACACAAAGAAAGAAAAGAGUUAUGUUCAACGACAGGAUGAUGCGAGGGAGGGAGAGCAGGGAAUUCAGUCAUUCUGCUUAAUUUAUUUCAUUAUACUGUAUGAAGAAACUGUUCACUGAAGGCAGCAGACCGAAGAGUCUCACUGCCACGAGUUACAUAUUGUAAUUAAAUACGAUGAAAUGAAACAAUGCUCCAGACUGUUUGUACAUCCCAGAGCUGAUAAGAGUUUAGUUCAGCUUCAGGAGGAAGGUGAGCAGUGUGACAGGCAGAUGAGGAGGAGAUACUGCACACUCGUCUUCAUUUCUAGUGUUUCUACAGACCACAGAGCUGUAUAUGUAUUAGAAAUUAAGUGAUUUUGUAUUGCACCUCUAUAAAAGUUAGGGGACUCUUGUUCUUUCGUUAUUUAAAUAUCCCCUCCGGAUGUGUUUUAAGACAUAAAAGUACUCUGCUUUGCUUACUAAAUUGUGUCUGAUAUAUUAUUUCCCACUAAAAACUGAGUUAAAUACCUUCUUUUUCACUCGGAAUGAAAGGUUUUGUUGCUAAUAUACUCUUGCUCCGUUAAAAUUCAAGUGUAUUUGUGCUGCAGGUUUGAGUUUCCAUGUCAAAUUUCUGCAAGUUGCAUACUGACCUACAACUGUUAGUGCUUUGAAGUCAGAUUUAAGGUGCUCAAAGAGAAACGUUCCCCUUAGAAAACUGUGAAAACGGUACUUUUUUCACACAAACAGUGCAAUUAUGGCCCAUUUAUUUAAAGCAUAUUAUCGGUAUUAUUUCAUUUUCCGCUUUGUUUCUUUUGAUUAAUUUAAAAAUAAAACAGAUUCAUGUAACAAAGAGAA